AAAGCACAUGUUAGACACAACAUGCAUUUGUCAUCAGCUAUAAGCCUCCUUUUGACCGCAGUUCUCUGUGACUGUGCAGAGAAACCUCACAUUGUUUUCAUAGUUGCUGAUGACCUCGGAUGGAACGAUGUUGGAUUUCGGAACCCUCAAAUGAUCACACCUAACCUUGACAGACUGGCCACAGCGGGAGUCAUCCUCAACUCUUCUUACGUCCAGCCCCUGUGUUCGCCCUCCAGAAACUGCUUCAUGUCAGGAUAUUUCCCUUAUCACACUGGACUUCAGGAUGGCGUUAUUGGGACUGACCAAGCAAAGUUCCUUCCUGCCAAUCUAACAACAAUCCCACAGAAACUGAAACAACUUGGCUAUGAUACUCACAUGGUUGGGAAGUGGCAUCUUGGCUUCUGUAACUGGAAGUAUACACCCACAGAGAGAGGCUUUGACUCCUACCUUGGAUAUUACUCUGGUGCUGAGGACUAUUUUACUCACAUAAAAGCGCCAUCCGAUGAUGAAGAGGGGCUAGAUUUUCGCUACAACAAGAGUGCCUAUAGAGAUGCCAAUGGAACGUAUUCUGCAUACGUGUUUGCAGACAGAGCUGUUACAAUCAUUCAGAACCACGAUAACAAUAAGCCACUUUAUAUGUACCUUCCAUUCCAAUCGGUACAUGAACCUCUUCAAGUUCCAACUAAAUAUGAAAACAUGUAUCAGAACAUAGAAACCAAAAACAGAAGGGUAUAUUGUGGAAUGGUGACUGCGUUAGACGAAGCAGUUGGCAAUAUCACGAAGGCAUUAGAAGAAAAAGGGCUUAUGGACAAUCUAUUGUUGGUCUUUACAACCGAUAAUGGUGGUCCAACAUAUGAUGCUGCUAAUAACCUGCCCUUACGAGGAGCCAAAGAUACUCUCUGGGAAGGGGGAACGAAAGGAACUGGAUUCAUCUACAGUAAAAACCUUCUCAAGAAGACGGGCUACCUCAAUACUGGAAUGAUGCAUGCUGUGGACUGGUACCCGACAUUGGUGGAGCUGGCUGGUGGUGAAAACACAGAUCCCGACAUGGACGGAGUCAGUCAGUACGACAUGCUGAUUAAUGGUGGACCAAGCAAGCGAAAUGAGUUCGUCUACAACAUCUAUGACCACACUGAUGCAGCUGCAAUACGGUACGGACAUCUUAAGCUCAUCCAAGGCAGUCCAGGGAUUCACAAUGGUUGGGCUCCUUUGCCACAUCUGGGAAUUGAUGAACGUGUUUAUGAAGCUGAUAACCAAGCGUUCCCUCCCUUCAUGCUCUACAACAUCACUGCAGAUCCAACAGAACACUUUGACCUCUCAGCCAAAUACCCUGAGCUUGUGGACAUGAUGAAGAAGAGGCUGGUGAAUUGGAAGAAGUCUAGUGUCCCGGCCCAAAGCACUUCCCCUGUUCCAAAAGCGAACCCCAAAUACUAUGGGGGUGUUUGGAGUCCUGGGUGGUGUUGACAGAAGCUAGGAUGGGAUACAAAUUAAAAGUGCUCGGCAUAGUUAUUAAAUAUCCAAGAUAGACUUUUUCGCAUUUGAUUGUCUGCAAUUAGAUUCGUAUUUCUGAUCAUUUAUUCGGAUUUGUUGGUGACACCUUGAAACCAAAAUGUAGAAAGUUAGAUACAAGUAAAGAUGUGUUUCGUCAACAAA
Messenger RNA from Haliotis rubra (blacklip abalone), 1653 nucleotides. Its product is annotated as arylsulfatase B-like. The transcript has a single exon. The coding region runs from base 22 to 1464 and encodes 480 amino acids. The record is from RefSeq and is a predicted model, not a curated record. Lineage: Eukaryota; Metazoa; Mollusca; Gastropoda; Lepetellida; Haliotidae.